Molecule: messenger RNA, 1326 nt
Organism: Belonocnema kinseyi
Lineage: Eukaryota; Metazoa; Arthropoda; Insecta; Hymenoptera; Cynipidae
Gene: mRpL46
Product: 39S ribosomal protein L46, mitochondrial
Exons: 4
Coding region: 255-1067 (270 amino acids)
Cellular component (GO): mitochondrial large ribosomal subunit
Molecular function (GO): structural constituent of ribosome
Source: RefSeq, a predicted model, not a curated record
AUUCGGAGCAGACGCUCGAAUUAAAUAUAAUUAAGUAAGGAAUUUUUUUAGUUUUAUGAUUUUUCGUGAAUAAAUAAACAAUGAAGUGACACACUUUAACAGUUUUUUCAUGAAUAUACAAUACUUUCAAACGUUCCUGCCAACAGAAGUAUCUAUAUAUUUGGGUUUUCUGCAUCUUCUGUGACUUUGUUGCAAAACUUAUAGGUUAGGUAAUGGAAUAUUGAAGAAAUAAAUUAGCCUAAAUAUCAGUCAAAAUGUUCAAACAGCCUCUAAAAUUAAUCACUCCAAGCAGCCUAAAUGCAAUUAAUGUUUACCUUCGACAAGAAGCCUCUUGUUCAACUACGACUGCACCAGUAAAAAAAUGGAAGUGGGAUUUAGUAAGCGCAGUUUGUUUAGAACGUCAUCCAAUUAUUACAAAGCCAAUGACUGAUUUGGAACAGAGGUUUCAAGAAUCUCUAAACCAAAUCGAAUUCGAAAAUAGUUACAAGUCCGAUCAUGAAUUGAAAGUAGAACAGGACAAUAAGCUAAAAGGUCAACCAGUCAAUGAUGACACCGAAGUAACUAUUAAACAAACUGCUCAAGAUUUCGAAGAUGCUUAUAAAGAAGAGUUUGAGAAAUUUAACUUCGCUUCCAGAAUCACAGAAGCGGAUGAGAAAAAAAUUACGAAUUCACUGAAGCGAAAGCUGGAUAAUACUUUACUUUUGUUGACUGAACAAAAAAGAGGGACUGAAUUGUUAUGGCUUCCUCCACAAGGAAUCAGAAAUGAAGGAGAAUCCAUGAGACAAGCAGCAGAAAGGGCUCUGAUCGACAGCUGUGGGAGCGAUUUAACAGUAAAAUUUUAUGGAAAUGCACCUAUUGGUUUCUAUAAGUACCUUUAUCCAAGAGCAAAAAGAAGUGAGGGUUCCGAUGGUGCUAAAGUGUUUUACUUCCUAGCAAAAUACGAAAAAGGAACCGUUCCAGAAAAGUUAAACCACCAAUGGCUCGACAGAAAAGAGCUCACUGAAAUCUUGCAUAAGGACAUACGAAAAUGUUUAUUUCAGUUUUUGAUCCCCGAAGAGUCCAACUAGUCUUGCAAUUGUACAGUGAUUCAAUUUCGUCAUUGCGUAGAUCCCAUGUGAACCAUAGAUUGUCAACAAUGAUUUCUGAGAGUGUAAAUAUACAUAAAAACAUACGGUUUGCUAUUGCAAAGAUUCUCUUCAAAAUCGCAUUCUCUAGACAGUCACAAUGAUAAAAUUGGGGGAAAUUAUCCUUUUUUCAAGAGAAAAUAUAUAGGACUUUGGUUUUAUACAGGCACUUUAUUAUGUAUAAAUAAACUGUUUAUGCCUA